Molecule: messenger RNA, 999 nt
Organism: Acipenser ruthenus (sterlet)
Lineage: Eukaryota; Metazoa; Chordata; Actinopteri; Acipenseriformes; Acipenseridae
Product: large ribosomal subunit protein uL29m-like
Exons: 7
Coding region: 15-788 (257 amino acids)
Biological process (GO): mitochondrial translation
Cellular component (GO): mitochondrial ribosome; mitochondrial large ribosomal subunit
Molecular function (GO): structural constituent of ribosome
Source: RefSeq, a predicted model, not a curated record
UGUACUGUUCCAAUAUGGCUGCGACCACAGCAGGACGUGUUCUGUCACUUUGCAGGCAAUUUCAAAAAGGUUUAUCGAUAUCCACAGUUUUACCGUUACAACAAACUAAAGUCUUAACGUCCUGCAAAGCACAGCUGUCUGCAUUCAGACCGAAGUUCUGCCUGCUGCACAUAAACAAUAUGGGGACCAGCCUUGCCCAACAGUGCAGAGCGUUGCAUACUUCUCAAUGGCGAAGAGGACUGGAGGCAUUUUUUGAUGAAACCCCAAACUGGGGGGAACCAACUGUCAAGUCAGGUGCUCCGUGGACUGCAAAGCAGCUAAGGACUAAGAGCAGUGAAGAUUUACACAAACUGUGGUAUGUCCUCCUGAAAGAGAAGAACAUGUUGUUGACUGUCGAGCAGGAGGCGAAGAGACAGAGGGUACAGAUGCCAAGCCCAGAGCGUUUAACGAAGAUUGAAAGGUCCAUGAAAAGACUGGAUACCAUUGUGCAAGAGCGUGAGAAUGCACUGAGGUUACUACAGACUGGCCAGGAAAGGGGAAGACCUGGAACCUGGAGAAAGGACUUUUUCGGACGAACGUUCUGGUACAGAUUUAAGGAGUACCCUAUCCCAUGGUACCUGAACAGAAGAUACAAGAGGAAACGAUUCUUUACACUAAAAUAUGUCGACAGUUUCAUAAGGCGCCGUAUUGAAAGCCACCUGCACAACACAAUCUUGAAGAAAAAGGCAGAUUUGGAAAAUAAGAGGAAAUUGCAGGAGAAGUUUUCCAAACUCUCUGCCACAACAUAAGACGUGUAAGAGGAAUUAACAGCACUGAACCUAGUUUUCAUUUUGUGAAUGGAAAGUAAUAGUUAUAUUGCUCUGGUCUGUAUCGGCAUUCUCUCCUGCUUUUUGUACUCGACAAAGAUUACAAUGCCCUUUCACUAGAUGUUUAGACAUAUGUUGAUGGGAUUUGACGUAACAUACCUUUGUGUUGGCCAUAAAUAAAACCACUAUUGUA